Molecule: messenger RNA, 1396 nt
Organism: Mercurialis annua (annual mercury)
Lineage: Eukaryota; Viridiplantae; Streptophyta; Magnoliopsida; Malpighiales; Euphorbiaceae
Exons: 5
Coding region: 249-1157 (302 amino acids)
Source: RefSeq, a predicted model, not a curated record
AAUAAAUUGGAAGGGCUUCUAGAAAUAAAUGAUGAAGAAUGACUCAACAAAAUGAAAUUGUAAAGAAGAAGAGAGAGCGGACAUUUUUGAAAUCUUUUCUUAAUUCCUAAGCAAACAAAAACAGUUGCUUUAGUUGUUGAGGUGCUUUUAACUAACAGCAGUCGCCGCCGUGUCCUCCGACUGCACAUCCGAUACUCCGGGAGACCUCAAUUUCUUCUCAGUGGGCUGAUAAUAAAAUUCUCAAAAAAAUGAUGGAAGGGAAAGAAGUUGAGAGUGAUGAGAGUCAUAAGGUUAGAGAAGACAGUGAAUAUGUGAGUCUGGUGAUGCCUAGUGAACAGCCUACAGUACAAACCAGUUCAACCAAAUGGUGGAUCAAAGCUUUUGCCUUUUCCAUUCUCAUUCUCCUACUGCUUUUCAUCUUCGUCAAAUGGGGACUGCCUUUCCUUUUCGAGAAGGUUCUUUUGCCGGUGCUCCAAUGGGAAGCGACUGCCUUUGGCCGACCGAUGCUUGCCCUUGUGCUUGUCGCGUCUCUUGCGUUCUUCCCUGUCUUCUUAAUUCCAUCAGGACCUUCCAUGUGGUUGGCCGGCAUGAUUUUUGGAUACGGCCUUGGAUUUGUUAUCAUCAUGGUUGGAACAACCUUUGGAAUGAUCCUACCCUAUUUGAUUGGAUUACUGUUCCGGGAUCACAUCCAUCAAUGGUUGAAAAGAUGGCCCCAGAAAGUUGCUAUGAUCAGACUAGCUGCGGAAGGGAGUUGGUUCCAUCAGUUUCGAGUUGUUGCCCUCUUUAGGGUUUCACCGUUUCCAUACACCAUUUUCAAUUAUGCAAUAGUGGUAACAAGCAUGAGAUUUUGGCCCUAUUUAUGUGGUUCAGUUGCUGGAAUGGUACCUGAAGCUUUUAUCUAUAUCUAUAGUGGGAGAUUAAUAAGGACAUUUGCUGAUGUCAAAUACGGGAACCAUCACUUGACUAGUGUGGAAAUCAUAUACAAUGUCAUUUCCUUUAUUAUCGCUGUUGUUACCACGGUUGCUUUCACUAUUUACGCAAAAAGAGCUUUAAAGGAGCUUGAACAGGGAGAAGCUACCGAACAAGCAAGUUACGAGAUGGGAAAACUUCCACUACAAAGACCCGAUCAGGUAGGUUUCUCAUCUUUUUCAUUGUAAUGUGAACAUUAGAAGUCGAUUAAUUUUACAUGUAAAUAGUACAUAGUAUAUUAGAGGUUAUCAUUUGUAGCUGCCUUUUUGCCCUUUUACUUUCAUUCUAGGGCUAUUUCAUCAAUGAUUGAUUUGUUAUCCGACUGAAACCCUUAAUUUAGAACAAGGGACAGUUUUAAGUUCUCUGCUUUGUUAUCAUUGUGAAGAUGAAUCGGUAAUUGAAAUGAUUGUUGAGAUAAUUUUGUGAA